This is a messenger RNA of Anguilla anguilla (European eel), 1373 nucleotides long. RefSeq names its product aquaporin-10-like. Gene Ontology annotation, molecular function: urea transmembrane transporter activity; water channel activity; glycerol channel activity. Lineage: Eukaryota; Metazoa; Chordata; Actinopteri; Anguilliformes; Anguillidae. The transcript is spliced from 6 exons. Gene Ontology annotation, biological process: water transport; glycerol transmembrane transport. Gene Ontology annotation, cellular component: plasma membrane; basolateral plasma membrane. The record is from RefSeq and is a predicted model, not a curated record. The coding region runs from base 150 to 1103 and encodes 317 amino acids.
ACAAACACUGACGUAGACUAUUGGAGUAUAAAAGUCCAGGAUAAUUUAGCUCUCGCAUUCUCUGGCACCUGUGAGCGCUCAGGCUCAGACGUCCUGCCCCGAUCAGCGUCAGAACGGUCCAGGGUUCGCGGUUUCGCGCUGGCACAGAGAUGGACUCCGUGUUCAGGAGAGUCCGAAUCCAGAGCCGUCUGCUCAGACAGUGCCUGGCCGAGUGUUUGGGAGUCUACGUCUUGAUCGUGUUUGGCUGUGGGGCCGCUGCCCAGGUGACAACCUCUGAGAACACCAAGGGGCAGUACCUGUCCAUCAACCUAGGCUUUGCCCUAGGCACCACCUUUGGAGUCUACGUCUCUCGAGGCGUGUCAGGAGCUCACCUGAACCCUGCAGUCACCCUCAGCCUGUGCAUGCUGGGAAGGCACCCUUGGAGGACUCUGCCCUUCUAUGUCUUCUUCCAGGUGUUUGGGGCCUUUCUCGCUGCUGCCACCGUCGCCUUGCAGUACUACGAUGCCAUUAUGCACUUCAGCAAUGGGCAACUGACUGUAACAGGACCGACUGCCACCGCUGCAAUUUUCGCCACUUACCCUGCAGAUUACCUCAGUCUGUGGAGUGGCUUCGUUGACCAGGUGAUUGGGACUGGCACGCUGCUGGUGUGCAUCCUGGCCGUGGAAGACCGCAGGAACACGCGCAUCCCAGCCGAGAUGGCACCGCCUCUGUUCGGGCUGGUUGUCCUGGUGAUCGGGAUGUCCAUGAGCGUAAACUGCGGCGGCGCCCUCAACCCGGCCCGAGACCUGGGGCCCCGGCUGUACAGCUAUAUCGCGGGCUGGGGAGAGCAGGUGUUCUGGGCGGGGGGAAGAUGGUGGUGGGUCCCUCUGGUUGCUCCCUGUGUCGGAGCGCUGGUGGGGUCUGUAGUGUAUGUGCUCCUGAUUGAGGCACAUCACCCAGAGCUGGACCUCCACCUGGAAAAGGCCGACCAGUGCCAAACCGUGGACAACAAACUGGCUCUAGAGCUGGAGGGGGUCGAGCUGGACCUGAAUUCCCCCAAGGGCUGCCCCAACGAAGGGCAGGAGGGCAAGAAGGCUGCAAGUGGGAAGGGUGAGGAGGGGUAGUACGGACGGCUUCGUAAAUAAUUAUCACACAGACGCUUGGCAUGCAGAGCAAGCCACGGUAGCUCAGUUAGUUUGAGUCGUGGGUGCGGUCACCCAUACGCAUUUACAGUGGGCACAAUUUGUGACAUCACUAGAACCUUGCAUUCUUCUGUUGAGACACUACAGAAUUACAUCAUGUAAUGUUGUAUUACAUUACAGGUUCCAUCAUGGGUUCUGAAUGGAAUAGAAUCCACUGUUUGAUUUUGGUAAUUAGAUGAGAGUUCUGUUAGC